Carica papaya (papaya) is the source of this 1257-nucleotide messenger RNA. The record is from RefSeq and is a predicted model, not a curated record. NCBI's taxonomy places the organism in Eukaryota, Viridiplantae, Streptophyta, Magnoliopsida, Brassicales, Caricaceae.
AUGACUGAAAGAUAUAACAGAAAUGCAUCAUCUUGGUUAAUGAAGUCUGCAGCGUCUUCAGCAGAUGUGCGAUUCAACAUAAAUGGUGUGCCAUUCUCGCUGGACAGAGAACUUCUGGCUGCAAGAUCUGCAAAAGUAUCUACCUUACUAAAAAGGAAUUCUCCGGAACUUCUACCUCAUCUCCUCCAAGACAUUCCAGCUGACCCUGAAACUUUUGAGAUUGUUGCAAGAUUCUGCCAUGGCUUUGAACCAGAAUUAUCCUCUGAGAGUAUUGUACCACUCAUCUGCCUUGCUUAUUACUUGGGGAUGGAUGAAAGUCACAGCACUAAUAACAUGUUGACCAAGGCUCUUACUUUCUUUGAGCAGAGAGUACUCCCUAGCUGGAACGAAACUAUCAAAGCUUUCCGUGCAGCAGAAACUGUCUUUCAACAAGCAGUGGAUCUUGGACUGGUUGAUGCAUGUUUAAAGUCUAUUGUUGCAAAGACAUUGCUCGAUCCCUGCUUUCUUGGGGAAUCAAUCAAGACUUCAGUAAAUGAGGAUGACAGUGACGAUGAUGCUAAUAAAUACAGGCCUAAUGCAAGGAGAAGGCUUUUUGUUCCUGAUUGGCAGCCAGAAAAUUUGAUAACUCUAUCGCUUCAGCUCUAUGAGCUUGUCAUUCAUGCAGUGAAUCAGCAUGGAGUGCCUUCAGAACAUAUUGCUGCAUCCAUUUUCCAAUAUGCAAACAGAUGGGUUUUGUCCGGCAACACAGUAGGUGACAAUAUGUUAGUUUACAAGAACUUUAAGAGAGACGUUAUUGAAGCAGUAGAGACGCUUUUGCCUCAACAAAUAGGACUAGUUGCCUGUUCAUUUCUCUUUGAAAUGCUUCAUUGCGCCAUUAUUUUUGAAGCUAGCUCUGAUUGUAGAACUGGGUUUGAGAUUAGGAUAGGAAAACAGCUGGACCAGGCAACAGUAAAGGACCUCUUAAUACCAGUGCAAGGUUAUGCUAGAGAAAUGCAAUAUGAUGUUGAGUGUGUGAGAAGGAUUUUGAAGAUCUUUUACAGUAACUUCUCUACCGCUGACAUUUCAGGGUUUCUUAAAGUUUCAGAACUCAUGGAAGGAUUUUUGGCAGAGGUUGCAAAUGACAUUGAUCUAAAGGCUGACACAUUUAUUUCACUAGCCGAGAUGUCAGUAGCAGCAUCAUUUGGAACUCAGAGGACUUCAGAUGGAAUAUACAGGGCUAUUGAUAUAUACCUAGACAAGCACAGGUACAUUUACUAG